Molecule: messenger RNA, 2288 nt
Organism: Passer montanus (Eurasian tree sparrow)
Lineage: Eukaryota; Metazoa; Chordata; Aves; Passeriformes; Passeridae
Gene: PIN1
Product: peptidylprolyl cis/trans isomerase, NIMA-interacting 1
Exons: 4
Coding region: 37-507 (156 amino acids)
Cellular component (GO): nucleus; cytosol
Molecular function (GO): protein binding; peptidyl-prolyl cis-trans isomerase activity
Source: RefSeq, a predicted model, not a curated record
GGGCGGGCCGCGCAGGGCGGGCAGAGGGAAGGGAAGAUGGCGGAGGAGGAGAAGCUGCCCGCGGGGUGGGAGAAGCGCAUGAGCCGCAGCUCCGGCCGCGUGUACUACUUCAACCACCUGACGAACGCCAGCCAGUGGGAGCGGCCGAGCGGCGCGGCGCGGGCGGAGCCGGGCCGCGUGCGCUGCUCGCACCUGCUGGUCAAGCACAGCCAGUCGCGCCGGCCCAGCAGCUGGAGGCAGGAGCGCAUCACCCGCUCCAAGGAGGAGGCGCUGGAGCUCAUCAACGGCUACAUCCAGAAGAUCAAAUCAGGAGAGGAGGAUUUUGAGUCUUUGGCUUCGCAGUUCAGUGACUGCAGCUCAGCCAAGGCCGGAGGGGACCUGGGGGCGUUUGGGAGAGGGCAGAUGCAGAAGCCGUUCGAGGACGCCUCGUUCGCGCUGAGGGCCGGCGAGAUGAGCGGCCCCGUGUUCACCGAGUCCGGCAUCCACAUCAUCCUCCGCACGGAGUGAAGUGCCUUGGCAGGGCGGGAAUUCCCGGGAAUUCCGUGGGGAAUCCGGGUGGGAAUUCGUGGGGAAUCCCCGGGGAGUCUGUGGGGAUCUGUGGGAGUCCUCAGGAACCCACGGGAAUUCACGGGGAUCCUGGGGAAUUCAUGGAGAUCCGCUGAUAUCCGUAGAAGUCUGUUAACUCCACGGGAAGCCAUGGGAAUUCUCAGGAAUCCGCAGGGAUCCACAGGAAAUCCAUGGGAAUCCGCGGGAAUCCUCAGGAAAUCCACGGGAAUCUAUGGAAAUCCAUGGAGGUUCACCGGAAUUCAUGGAAGUCCAUGGAAAUCUAUGGGAGUCUAUGGAAAUCCUCAGGGAUUCAUGGGAAUUCAUGGAAAUCUGCGGGGGUCCGUGGGAAGCCUGGGGAAUUCAUGGAAAUCCAUUGGAAUCCAUAGAAGCCUAUUAACUCCACGGGAAGCCAUGGGAAUUCUACGGAAUCCGCGGGAAUCCUCAGGAAAUCCAUGGGAAUCCAUGGAAAUCCACAGGAAUUCAUGGGAGUCCAUGGAAAUCUAUGGGAGUCUAUGGAAGUCCUCAGGAAUUCAUGGGAAUUCACGGAAAUCCUCAGGAAUGGAUGGGAAUCUAUGGAAAUCCUCAGGAAUCUGUGGGAAUUUAUGGAGGUCCAUGGGAAUCCUCAGGAAUCCGCAGGGAAACCGUGGGAAUCCGCGGGAACCCAUGGAAUCCGCGGGAACCCCGCCCCGCGCUCCCCGCCACGAACUCCAGACCCCAAAACUCCUCCGCGAUUCCGCCUCCUCCUCCUGGGCGGGAGCAAAAACGGGGAAUUCCCGGGGAUUUUGGGAAUGCUCCCAGCGGUCCCGGCUCCGGGAACGCAGCGCCCGCGGUGGUGGUGGUGACGAUGGCGACGGUGACAAUGGCCAACAGUGACAGUGACAACAGUGAUGAUGACAACAGUGACGAUGACAGUGACCGACAGUGGUGACGAUGACGAUGACCAAUGAAGGUGACCAUGACCAACGAUGGUGAUGAUGAUGAUGGCCACCAGUGGUGACAAUGACCAACGAUGGUGAUGAUGAUGAUGGCCACCAGUGGUGACAAUGACCAACGAUGGUGAUGACGACGAUGACGGUUACCAUGGUGACAGUGCCAAUGACCAGUCAUGGCAAUGGCCAGCAAUGGUGACAGUGAUGAUGAUGAUGAUGACAGUGACGAUGACGAUGAAGAUGAUGACACCGAUGACGAUGACGCCGCCAUCACCAAAGGUUCCGCAGCCCCUGGCCAGGCCCCUCCCCCACCCUGCAUGUUUAUUUAACUCAUUCCCGCUCUUUUCUCCCCAAAAUACGCCCCAGAUCCGAAGGCUCCGCUUGACCCAAGUCAUUAAUUAAUUAAUUACUCGUUAAUUAAUAGCAGACACGAGGCAGCUCCCGUGGUGUCCCUUCACAGUGUCCGUCCGGAUUAUCCCGGGAAUUUCCUGGCACCAUCGCUUGGACUUCCAAACAACAACCGCCGGAUUUUUGGGGUGAAUUCACAGGAAAUUGGGAAAAAAUGACCGGAAUUCCGUUCUCCUGCCCUUCUGGGGCCACGGGUUUUCAGUUGGGGGUGAAAAAAAGUUGGAUUUGGGGAGGUUUUUUCCCAAGAUUUUUCGGUUCUGUAGUUUUUGCUUCGUUCGGUGGGAGAAAAACGGGAAAAAUCCCAAAAAUCCCAGCUUGGAUCCGUGCAAAAUUCCCAAAAAAAGCUGUAAAGCCCUGGCUCCUUUCCUGCAGAAAUAAAUCCCCCUCCAGUGGAAUUUCUGGCAA